Messenger RNA from Branchiostoma floridae (Florida lancelet), 2685 nucleotides. RefSeq lists its product as uncharacterized. The record is from RefSeq and is a predicted model, not a curated record. Lineage: Eukaryota; Metazoa; Chordata; Leptocardii; Amphioxiformes; Branchiostomatidae. Bases 196 to 1353 code for a protein of 385 amino acids. The transcript has 10 exons.
UGAAAAAAACAAAUUGCAUGAUAUGACAUGGUACUACUAUUGCUAAUACAUGUGAAAAUAUCAAUUUAUGCAACAUAACGCUCUGUUUGUGGUAUGUGAGUACUAAGAAUUAGAAUUUGCUUUACUUGUUUUAUUAUUUGUGAAAUUGGUCAUGGCCAAAAACAUUUGGAUACAUUGUAAUUUUUCCCAUAUAGGAUGCUCCAUGGCAGUUUCACCAGCGGCAUACUGCCAACUCAGUAUGAAAAGUUCUGCUCUGCAGCAGACAUAGGAGUGGUGAAGGAUGAAGACAAGAAUGUCGUUCUUGAAGAGUACAAAGUGGUGGUAGCGGAGCUUGCAGAAACAUCCAUGGAGGAUGCACUACAAGAGGAAAUAACUGGAAGUGUCCUUGCCGAAGAAGAUGACAACUUUCAGGGACUCAAAGUGCUGUCAGAUGCCCGUCAUUGCUGGCGGAAGAAUGCCUACUACUCUGAUGUUGUCUUUCUUGGCCACAUCACACACAGGGCGAUUCACCAUGAACUGGUAACCAAGGAAGAUGAGCCGAUAUCGCAGAACCACGAGAUUAUUGGCACAGAGCGGUUCUAUGAGUGGGCUGAUGCCAAAGGGCUCAGCAUCCAUCUCCAUGGCCAUGACAGGAACGGCUCGGUUAAUAAGAUAGUGAAGGACCGCCAAUAUACAGACAACGGCAACGACACAUGGCAUGCUACCAAGAACUUGGCAAGAUCCUUUGUCAAGGUUGCAAAGGGGAAGCCAGUCAAUCGAGGAGUCACCUGGCAUCCUGAGCUGUCUGACAAAGGUGCAGGUAUAAAGACACACUACUACUGGGCCAUGAAGACCUGCGAUGGAGACCCAGACCUGCUGCGGUUCCGCCUGGACAAUAUUGUCCGACACUACCAGAAUGACCACAGAAACUGCUUUGCGGGGAAUGUCCGUCAUCCGGGGGCCCGAUGUAAGACAGACCCGAACUACGAGCCGACCCGAACUACCAUCAGGGACCCGGUAGCAGCACAGCUGUUGACACGAUGGAUACAGAAAUCAACGAUAUACGAAUGGCCACUGGACUAUGUAAACUGUGUAGACACCCACUAUGUUGAGUCAUUCAACAAUAGCCUUCUCCAGUACCACGACAAGAGGAUCGUGUUUGGCAACAGCCAGUACACCAUGCGGAGCCAUCUUGCCAUCCUGGACUGGAAUGAACAUGUCGACAGGGACUACACUUCGAUCAUUCGAAGACAGUCCGCCAAAAACCCUAGGGCGGUGGAGGGACACAAAGUCCUCAAGCCUAAGACUAAUAGCUUCAAAAGUACAAUCUGGGACAGAUUCAUGGCAAGAAUCUUCCCCGCAGGAGAGGAUUGAGUAAUUUAGUUUGUUUUUGUUGUUCAGCAUGUAGUCAGUUAAUAAUUUUCCUAAUUGUGUUGAGACAAUGUUCCAAAGUGUUAGUAAAGAUACAUGUAUGUAGACAUUGUUGUCAUUUGUCAGGAUUUUACAAAUGGAGGUAGUAUUGUUUGCUUGUAUUUUGAACUGUUGCACUUCAUGGUAAAUGAGAACUUUCUGGGAUUCUUUCAAAAUGAUCUGUAUAGAGUAAUUAUUUUUUGGAUGCGUCCCAGGUCCCAGUUCAAGCUGUUGAAAAUGAUAGUCUUGUAUUUCAUGACCAUUCCUAUAAUGAAGUAACUGUUAUUUGUGAUAACAGAAUGUCUCUGAUUUUCACAUGUUAUGUAAAACCUAGUCUAGAAGAUACUCCUUUAUCAUUGUAUUUCGUAAAAAGAUUCUAUACUGGUAAGAUUUUCUUGUUAUUCAGGCAAUAUGGCAUUACUAGUACAUGUAUUAGACAGGUUUGAAAACUGUAAGCUAGCAAUUGCUUGUGAUAGUGUUUUGUUUGUUCAUAUAUGCCCCUGUGGUACAAUAAUGCCUACCUAUGGACGUAUUUUGUUUGGACUCCUACACUUCUUUACGAGUCCAUUAGUAUAGUAUACUUGGUGUCCUGUUGUGUUCAGGAUAAAUUCUUUAGUAAUUUAGGGUGUUUGACCUAGAAAUCAGAGGCCAUGGGUUCAAAUCCCUUGACAUGUCACCAAAGUUGUGCUGUUUACAGGACUUUCCUUACUCCAUCCAAUUGUACAAAGGGGGUUGGGCAGGUAAUAGGUGGUGGGAGGAGAGGAUUGGGUGACCUUGGGCCUGUCCUGGACACAGUGGAUAACAACCCACGUGUCAGGAAGGCUAACGUAUUUGAUUUCCAAGAUUGUAUAGCUUGAUACCAAAAUGGUAUAACGUCAUCAUGACAUACUAGUAUGUAAGAACAAGGAGGUAAUUAUAACCUUCUUGGUCAGUACAAAAUUUAGCUGUACAUUGAUUUAUGCUCGUCCUUCUUGUUGUAUGAGACAGAUUCUGUUCCAGACAUAGAUAUUCAAUAAAGAAACAAAAUCCUGUUGCUGGCAAGCCCAUUCUUACACACACACACACACACACACACACACACACACACACACACACACACACGGUGGUUUCUUCAACUUUUACACACAGGCGGGCACACUGCAAGCAAGGCCUCAGACAAACCACUUUCCCCAAGGGUCAGCCAGAGGUACUUAGGGGAGGCCAACCUCAGGUCUGGCAGGGUCUGGCACGGUUGGAGAUUUAGCAAUUACUAUGCCUGUCAAUCAGCAAUUUUGUCUCCGGCUGAGCGCCAUAUGC